Sclerotinia sclerotiorum 1980 UF-70 is the source of this 861-nucleotide messenger RNA. RefSeq lists its product as hypothetical. The transcript is spliced from 5 exons. The record is from RefSeq and is a predicted model, not a curated record. Gene Ontology annotation, molecular function: cardiolipin synthase activity. Gene Ontology annotation, biological process: cardiolipin biosynthetic process. Gene Ontology annotation, cellular component: mitochondrion; membrane. NCBI's taxonomy places the organism in Eukaryota, Fungi, Ascomycota, Leotiomycetes, Helotiales, Sclerotiniaceae. The coding region runs from base 1 to 861 and encodes 286 amino acids.
AUGGGAGGGGUGGUGGGAAUGGCGGCGGGAAGGGAUUCUACGAGGUGUAUGCGCUUGGUCCCAGGACAUGGACUGGCGGUGCGAUGGUUUUCGAAAUCGGUUUCGAGUUGUAGACGGAGGGGUGAUUUGGGUUUGGGUCUGGGUCGCUCGGGGGAGAUUGGGGGCGCGCUUUUUUCUGAUAUGUCUCGACGGGAGAGAGGGAUUGUGAGGUAUGCGACGGAGAGUAAUGGGAAGAGAGAUAGCAAACAACCAACAUCAACACCAGCACCCCUCAAAAAACCUCUCAAAGUCCUCAAAUCCAUCAAGUCGCUCACACCGCAUGAAAACAUCUACACCAUCCCCAAUAUCCUUACCUUCUCUCGUCUCAUCGCUGCCCCCGUUUGUGGAUACCUUGUUCUGCAUGAUCAGCAUGCGUGGGCUGUCGCACUCUUUGCUUAUGCUGGAAUCACGGAUUUGGUAGAUGGAUGGAUUGCGAGAAAAUGGAAUUUGCAGACGGUGGUAGGAACGGUUAUUGAUCCAAUGGCGGAUAAGACUUUAAUGACGAUUUUGACGGUUUGUUUGGCGAUUAAGGGGGGUUUGCCUGUCUGGCUCGCAACUAUAAUCCUCGGCCGCGACAUCGGACUCGCCAUCUCCGCCAUCUACUGGCGAUGGAUUUCUCUUCCUCCUCCUAAAACCUUUUCUCGCUAUUGGGAUUUCUCUCUUCCGUCUGCAGAAGUACAUCCAACUACUAUUAUAGCCACAACCACCAUUUGGAGCGGAAUGAGUUACAUUUACACCAAAGACGCCGUAAAGAUAGUAAACCAACAACAAGAUCCUACAAAGAAAGAAAAGAAGCAGGAACAGGAACAGCAAUCAAAAUAG